Molecule: messenger RNA, 3226 nt
Organism: Brachypodium distachyon (stiff brome)
Lineage: Eukaryota; Viridiplantae; Streptophyta; Magnoliopsida; Poales; Poaceae
Exons: 1
Coding region: 226-2874 (882 amino acids)
Biological process (GO): transcription by RNA polymerase I
Cellular component (GO): fibrillar center
Molecular function (GO): RNA polymerase I core promoter sequence-specific DNA binding
Source: RefSeq, a predicted model, not a curated record
UAGGGCGUGGCGGAGGAGACCAGAAGACCGCCCAAAGAACCCCCAAAACCUCGUCCGCCCCAACUUGCCGCCGCCUUCCACCACCGUAGCCCCGCCGCCGUUUCCCGUAGCUUGCUCUAAGCCGGCGCGCGGACGCCUUCAAUCCUCCUCUAGCACCGGCCCGUUGUCCCGACCCACUGGACUCUACUUCGGCGCCGGCACGGUCGCCGUCUCCGCGUGCCCUCCAUGAACCUAUCAGAGGACUGGCGCUUCGUCUUCCCCGUCUCCUCCGUCUUCGCGCCGCCGUCCUUCGCCCCAUCCGCAGCAGCCUCGCGCGGCCCCCUCCUCUUCUCCCCUGCCCCGUCGCGCACCCCGCUGCUCUCCCUCCCCUUCCCCUUCCCUCCGCCCCUCACUGACGCCUCCACCACCAGUGGCCUCCGCCACGCCCUCCGCUCCUUCGUCGACUCCACCUCCUUCCUCCCCUCCUCCGACCUCGACUCCCUCUCGGAAUACCUCCUCGCCGCGCCGUCGACGCCGUUCCCGGCGCCUUCCAAUCUGCUCGCCGCCCUCCGCGCCCGCUCCUCUGGCUCUCUCAUCCUCUUCUUUCCGUACGGCGAGAACGCGGACAAGGUUGCACUCAAGCCCGUGGACUUACCCCUUGCGACGACCACCACGCCCGUCUCGCUGCUCUUCGUUCAGAGUGAUGGGUUCAUGCACCCUGGGCACCGCAUACAGCAGCUUGCUGCCAUUCCUGCUCGGUCGUCCUGGUCACCGGAGCCAGAUCACAGCUGUGACGAGGGCUUCCUGCUUGCUGCUACGUUGUACUCAGUCAGUUGGUUCUGCGUCAAGACUCAAGACUCAGGUUCCCACAUGCUCGUGCCGGUGGCCAAGCAGGGGUUUGACGCUGCUGUCGUGCAUGCGUGCUGGAACAAGCAUUUGCCAUCACAAUGCGCCGUGCUGCUGGAGAGCGGGGAAUUGUGUUGGUUUGAUCUGGAUACACGGUGUGGAGGCAAGACGAGACUUGGUUUUGGGACCGAUGAUGAUGAUUGUGGUCACUGGCUGAGCUGUGUCUAUGGGGCGCAACCGUGGGUGGUAAUUAUCGCAAGCACAAAGGCUGUCCUCUUGGUUGAUUUGAGGUCCGUGGAUAGUGGUGAAUACAAGGUUAUAGCAAAAGUUGGGUUGCCAGGGUUGUUUGAAACUGAUCCUUUUGUCAGGACUGAGCAUUAUCUUGCAUUCUGCAAGGCUGGAUUUGAUGAAUUUCAUAUAUCCCUGGUAACAGAGCGUCACUUAAUUCUCCUUGAUGUAAGACAGCCGUUGACACCUGUAUUGGCUUGGCAGCAUGGGCUUGAGAGCCCAAAUCAUGUUACUAUGUUUCGGCUAUCUGAACUUAGGCCUUUGGAGGAUUAUGAAUGGGCUUCAAAUUCAGGUUUUGCCAUUUUGGUUGGUUCAUUCUCGAACGGGGAGUGCGGCUUGUUCUGUUAUGGGCCUAAGGAGCAAGGUUGUCCAGAAAAUUCUCAUCUAUAUGCUUGGGAUACUCCUUCGUGGCUUUCUCUGACAGGUCAGUGUUACUGCAGCAAUAGAAUCAUGAAAGAGGUAUUCUCAACGCCUGCUUCAGGAUAUGGCAACUAUGCUUCCCAGCACAAUGCGGACUCCAUUGUUGGCUACUAUGUGCUUCCAAAUGACCUCUCGAUGUUGGAGGCAACGUCUGUCGGAUUUACUUUGGUCCGGCUGACAGCAUCCAGAAAGCUAGAAAUGCAACAGUAUCUUGCAUUCAGAGAUUUGCAUGAUGACACCCCAUGUGAUGAAUCAGGACAUGCAUCCAGAAAUAUUACUUCAUCCCUUUCUCUUAACACUGAGGAAGAAAAUUUCUCAACAAGAUAUAGAUUCCUGAAGCUGCAUUUCCUAUCUGAACAUCUAAAGGGCAAGCUGUGCAGUGCAUUGGCGAAGCAUGAUACUAGUGUUAACAAACAGAGUGGGCGAUUAGUCAUUAGUGAAGAUGUAUCAGCAUUUGCAGAGGAUAACUCUAAAUUCAGUUCGCGACCAGUUUCAGAUUUUCUAUGUAAUGCUAGUGUCCCCAUGAGCAUUUUCGAAAUUGCAUGUCAAAGCAUAUUGAACAGCCUACCUUCAAAUAUCCUUCAGGUCACCUUUUCUCAAUACAAGGACAUGCUAUCAUGUACGAAAGAAGGCUUGUUAGAAUAUUUAGAAGUUCCUAGCUGCCCGCCAAGUAAUAAACCUCGACCUUUCCUGUUAGCAAAACCAUCAAGCACAGGUGAGAAGCUGACUAGCAAAGUGUUAACUCAAAAUGCUUUUGUUGGACCGGUGCUCCCUUUACAUGUCCUACUUGCAAUGGAACUGAUGAGCAAGGGCAUAGGCAGCCUCUCAGAAGGAGAAACUGCAGAAACUGACUUGUUAAGCCAACAAACUAGUGAAAUUCUUGAUGCCUUUGUUCCUGAAAUAUCCAUUGCUGAUGCAGACAACUGUGAUGGAUGGUCAGCUCCACAAAAGUUGAAUGACAAGAAAUCAUAUUUUGUUUACGAGCCUCAGAUUGAAAAUAAAUUCACUCAUGAUGAAACUGCUAGAAAGAAGGAAAAAGAAAAGCAAAAGGUAGGGGGUGAUGCAUGUUUUCAAACGUCUGCAGCACCAUACAAAGAUGAAAACUUCAUGAAAUUUGUUUGUGGAAAAGUUGUGAGUCCUGAUUCUGGAUCUGAACAACCCAUGUCUGAUUUGUUUGAUUUCAGCCCAGUGAGGAUGGAUUUUGAUUCCACAGACAUAAACAUUCAGCCUGCCGAGGCAAGAAUAUACAAAUGCUUGAAGAAGCAGUUUUUGACAUGGCAAAACAAUUUCAAGCCAUACCAAGAUUUCUGUAGCUCCCAUGAAAUACAAAAGCUGCCAUAAUGGCCUUCCAUGCUCUGUUCGACUCUAGCAGGUGUUGUAUAUUUCUAUGCAAUUAGCAUGCAAUUUUUUGAGAAAAGGCAUACUGGUAAUUUCCGCUCUCAGGUACCUGACCUGGCCUGAUAGGAUUCUCUAAAAAAAGGUACUUGGCCUGACAUCGUCAUUCUGUGCUGUUUGCCUUUGGGACAUUUUGUAUGCAUAUUCAUGUAUUAAGGUGACGAUGCCAUAGUGUUGGGAGUGAGAUGUGGUAGGCUGACCUGCACUAGAAUUUAAAAAGGUGUUAGGAUUUGAAGAAUAUUGUUCAAAUUAUAUACAUUGGCAUACCGUUAAGUUUUCUGUCAUGUUAUUUUAUACA